Vigna unguiculata (cowpea) is the source of this 2954-nucleotide messenger RNA. Its product is annotated as Pentatricopeptide repeat (PPR-like) superfamily protein. Gene Ontology annotation, molecular function: protein binding. The record is from RefSeq and is a predicted model, not a curated record. NCBI's taxonomy places the organism in Eukaryota, Viridiplantae, Streptophyta, Magnoliopsida, Fabales, Fabaceae.
UUUGAAUGGUUCACAGUCACAGCGUCAUACAAAAAGAAGGAAAAAAAACGCAUUUUCCUUCCCUCCACUCCCUUUUUGUUGCAGAUGGAGUGAGAACAGAACAAGCAAAGGGAAAACAAACAACCAACACUGACACCAAGUGUAAGAAACACACGCACAAACAGUUGGCGUGCCUCUUCAUGACUGUAGUUGUUGCGUUCAUAACUCAUAACGUGGAACGAACUAACGAAUAUUACUAUUUAGUGGGAGAGGUAUAGAGAGAGAAGGUGAAUGAAUCGGGGUUUGGUUUGGGCGUUGCUGCUGCUGCUAUGCCUUUGGAAACCCCUGAAUCUGAUAUGUAUCAGAGCAGCAUUGGCGCACACCGCCUCGCCUACCGCUCUCACAUAUCCAAGUUGGUAAAAGCCGGUCUCAUCAACCACGCCAUCCACCUGUUCGACCAAAUGACCCAAUCCAAUUGCCGCGUCUUCAGCGUCGACUACAACCGCUUCAUCGGCGUCCUCCUUCGUCACUCCCGCCUCCACCUUGCCCACCACUACUACCGCCGCCACGUCAUCCCUCGCGGCUUCUCCCUCCUCCCGUUCACCUACUCCCGCUUCAUCUCCGCCCUCUGCUCCUCCCCCAACAACCUCCCCCUCAUCCAGGACCUCCUCUCCGACUUGCACGCUCUCGGCUUCGUCUCCGACAUUUGGGCCUUCAACACUUACCUCAGCUUCUUGUGCCGCCACAAUCGCUUAGAAACCGCCCUCGAACACUUCCACUCCAUGCCCUCCAAGGGGAGAGAGCCCGACGUUGUUUCUUAUACUAUUAUCGUUGACGCGUUGUGCAAAGCUCAACGCUUCGACGAGGCUGCUAGGGUUUGGCGUGGUUUGACUGGUAAAGGGUUGAGCCCUGAUUACAAAGCCUGUGUUGCUAUUGUUGUUGGUUUGUGCGGUGGGGGCCGCGUUGAUUUGGCCUACGAGCUUGUUGUCGAUGUGAUCAAGGGUGGGGUGAAGGUUAAUAUCUUGGUUUACAAUGCUUUGAUUGAUGGGUUUUGUAGAAUGGGAAGGGUUGAUAAGGCGAUGAAGAUUAAAGCGUUUAUGAGCGGCAAUGGCUGUGUGCCGGAUUUGGUUACUUAUAAUAUACUGUUGAAUUACUGUUGUGACGAGGGGAUGGUGAGUGAGGCCUCGCGGUUGGUGGAGACAAUGGAGCGGAGCGGGGUGGAGCCGGAUUUGUAUAGCUAUAAUGAGCUGUUGAAAUGUUUUUGCAAGGCUAAUAUGGUGGACAGGGCUUAUAUGAUGCUGGUUGAGAGGAUGCAGACCAAAGGACUGUGUGAUGUUGUUUCGUAUAAUACUCUUAUCACAGCAUUCUGUAAGGUGCGCCGUACUAGGAGAGGUUAUGAGUUGUUUGAAGAGAUGUGUGGGAAGGGGAUUAGGCCAGAUAUGGUGACGUUUAAUAUACUUAUUGAUGCCUUUCUAAGAGAAGGAAGUAUCCAAGUGGUUAAGAAACUGCUUGAUGAAAUGACAAGGGCGGGCAUUCUUCCUGAUCGUAUAUUCUAUACUGCUGUAGUUGAUCAUCUGUGCAAGACUGGAAAGGUUGAUACGGCUCAUAGUGUUUUCCGUGACAUGGUGGAGAAUGGGGUAAAUCCGGAUGUAAUCUCUUACAAUGCACUUGUAAAUGGAUUCUGUAAGGCUUCUAGAGUUAUGGACGCCAUGCGUCUAUAUGAUGAAAUGCAGAGGAAUGGUUUGUAUCCUGAUGAGGUAACUUUCAAGUUGAUAGUUGGAGGGCUUAUAAAGGGGAAAAAACUUUCUCUGGCCUGUAGGGUUUGGGAUCAGAUGAUGGAGAAAGGCUUAACACUUGACAGACAUCUUUCUGAGACUCUAGUAAAUGCCAUGCAAUCAAGUGAUGGCGCAUGAACAUGGCUCUAGUUUACGUUGUUAUCCUCUCAAAUUCAUCACAUUUUUCUUUCAAAUGGGAAACCUGACAUAAAACAUUUUCUCUGGAUACAAUGUACCAAAGCUUAGCAAAAUCGACUUCAAACAUUUUCGGCAGACCAGCUUCUUGUAAAGGAUCCAGACUGAGGGCAGUGCUGUAUAGGUUUCUUGCUACCAAUGGAAGUAGCGGCUUCUUAGACCUUUUUCUGGAGCAGUAUCCAAGUUUCGUUUGAUAUUGUCAACAAACUGUUCAGUUGGCGGAUUGCAUUUGUCAAUUCAAAAUGGAGCAUUCAAUUAUUUUUGGGCCAUUGUUAUACAUAGAGGGCUGUGGCUUUGUUUCUAACUCAGCAGCACAACUGAUAUCAGUAAUUGAUGAUUUGGUUGAAAUCAGUCUAGGAGCCUAUUCAAAUCCCAAUUUUUUCUUCUGAGUUCAUGUUGAAGAGGCAGGUUUGAGUUAUUCUUAUGUUGUCUGCUAUUUUAGUAAAUCCUUCACCAGUGACAGCUCAGUUCAGACUGAUUGGCAGAAACAUCAAUGAUGAAUGCCGUAUGUCAUUUUAUGGAACUAACUAUUAUGGUCCUGUUUCAUCAAGAUGAAGUUUGUGGUUGCAGAGGAUAAUUUGAACAAUGAAGAUUUACAUUUAUUGGUGAUUUCAUCUUGUUGUGACCUGGGCCCAGGUCCUUGUUGCCUAUCCUAGUGAAUUGUUGAACAAUGAACUCAGGUUUCAUACCAUUCUGGAGCUUUUGUUGACAGACCCUCAGCUUCUUAUUAUUUGAGUAUAUGUCUGGACAUAUGUGACUUAGUGGAGAAUUGUGGGUGUGGAAAAAAGAUUCACUAGGUAGCCUUGUUAGACUUCAAGAUUCAAGUUUGUUAGAUUCUGGGAAACUGAGAUUGGCACAAAUUAUAUAUUCUAAUUUUGGAUUAGCAUACAAGGAUACGUAAUUCUAGGAUUACACAUUUAUAUAAAAUUUUACAUGUUUGACCUUUAUUAGCAUUAUUUUCUGGUAAAUUAUUAUGAUGCUUGUGCCUGUGUCUGCAGCAUGGAA